Messenger RNA from Coffea arabica (coffee), 441 nucleotides. NCBI's taxonomy places the organism in Eukaryota, Viridiplantae, Streptophyta, Magnoliopsida, Gentianales, Rubiaceae. The record is from RefSeq and is a predicted model, not a curated record.
AUGACUGGACCCACCAUUUUAACUGGUAAAGAAAAGUUUCACAUGCAUCUGAGUGAAAUUGACAAGGCUCCACCAGAAAAAUCAAAUUUAAAUGUUUAUUUAGAAGAAGGUAGGUAUGCUUGUAAUGCAAAUGAGAAUCUGGAUGUUUUGGCUUGGUGGAAAGGGGAAAGAUUGAGAUUUCCUAUCUUAUCGAGAAUGGCAGCCGAUAUACUCUCCGUUCCUAUUACAAUUGUGGCUUCAGAAUCUACUUUCAAUGCUGGAGGUAGAGUAAUUGAUGAUCGACGAGCUUCUAUGUCAAUUGAGACGGUGCAAAUAUUGCUUUGCGGCAACGAUUGGAUCCGCAAUCUUCAUGGCCUAAAGAAUAAGUCUCGCGAAUCACUUGAUGUAGCCGAAUCAAUCACAUUUGAGGAAGUUGAACUUCUUGAGUCAUUCACAAUCUGA